GAAAAUUCCCGCCAAAUACUAGUCCACGCACGGUUGCCAUUUGAUCGACACCACUAACAGAGGUACGGCCAACUACCAGCAGGUUACAGCAAGUCGUCAUAGGUGCCUUUCAUCAGAAGGCAUUCUCACCGAGAAUUGAAACAUGGCUCGCACCAAGCAAACUGCCCGCAAGUCCACAGGGGGAAAAGCCCCUCGAAAACAGCUGGCUACCAAGGCCGCAAGGAAAAGUGCCCCCGCCACGGGAGGUGUCAAGAAACCCCAUCGUUUCAGACCAGGCACCGUGGCUCUUCGCGAGAUUCGUCGCUACCAGAAAAGCACUGAGCUGUUAAUCCGAAAGCUACCCUUCCAGCGACUGAUCCGCGAGAUCGCUCAGGACUUCAAGACCGAGCUGCGCUUCCAGAGCUCGGCCGUGCUGGCUUUACAGGAGGCGGCUGAGGCAUACCUGGUCGGUUUGUUUGAGGAUACCAACCUGUGCGCUAUCCAUGCCAAACGAGUUACCAUCAUGCCUAAGGAUAUCCAGCUAGCUCGACGAAUCCGUGGGGAGCGUGCCUGAAGACUGACCAGGACAUGUCACUGUUUGGCCCCGUGAGGAAAACGAUCCUUAUAGUGUACACUUGCUUGGAAACCACAGUUUGGAACGAGUUCCAUGUACAGACGCCACUUGACACCCGGUGCACAUACCUUAUGAAUCUGGUGUGAAUCCUUUUUCUAAGUAAACGAUUUGGGUUUUUCCUUCCUAAGUUGAACUUUUCUGGACAUGUUUUUGCUUUCUGAUGGCCAACAGGUCACUGUAGGGAAUAUUUACUGGCGUCUGUGCAUGGAAUUCUUCCCUAUAGGUGAAUAAGCCUGUAGUUUUCCUACUAAAAAUGCCAAGAGUUUCUACAUGACUAUCGAGAAGAAAGGAUCUUGGUAUAUUUGGGCUCCUAGACAGUGUUCUACAUUUUUAUACACGUGUAAAGAUUUAACACUUAUGUAAUAAGUUCAUAUUAUUAAAUACACAUGAUUUCAGGCAAUAAAUGGAUUGUUAUGCAUUCAACCGAUAGUAACAAAUUAAAAAUAAGCAUUCACGUAAUUAAAGUAAUAAAUUAACAGAUAAAAUGUGUAAACGUCAUUGCGUCGUCCUGUGAUUUUAAAGCGGCUGCACAUAUCUUUGUAAAUAUGAUUUGAUUAAAUGUUUGUUCCUGUAAAUAAAGGUUGCAUAAUUAUUGUUCUGCAAAUGUGCUUUUGAUGGGAUUCAAAAAUAGUUUGGGGCAAAAAACAAGCUCAGAAAGCGGACUGUGGGGAUGAGAUUCGUGUGCUCUUCUCCAGGUGAAAUGUGCAGAACACAAGCAAUUUUCACCAGUUAUUUCAAAACACAUGCAGUUAUUUUCCACACCUUGUCCAUUCAAUUAUCCAUUGUGGGGUACUUCAUCUUAAUAUGUGCCUUCCUAGGACUUGAAGCCCCCCCCCGCCCAGACAGGAAUUACAAGUACUCUGUAACAUUCAGAUAAAAAAUGGACACCCAUAUUGCAUGUAAAAGGCUAGCAUAAAGACACAUCCGUUUUUGCCAUUUGAAUCCAAAACCACUAUCUUGCAAACUUUGGAAAUUUAAUGUGGCUAAAUGUGGUAAUUGUCAUCAGUGACCAUGCCAGGACAAUACUUGUAGAUUUUUGAGUACCAACUUAAUAUUUCUGGGAGUUGAAACCAGACACAGAACUACAUGUGGUAUAUUUUAAAUUUGUUUCCUUUUGAAAUCUUUCUGAUUAUAUGAAUGAAAGAAAUUGGAUAAGGGCUUUACUGUACAGAAAAAUUCCUAUCAGAAAGUUUACACUAUAUGAAGGUUUACAUUCAAUGUCACACGACACUUUUGGCAAAUAACCCCUAAACAGGGGUCAAGGGUCAAAGUUCAAUAAAGGGGGCAACAAAAUCUCCACACACA
Molecule: messenger RNA, 1918 nt
Organism: Acanthaster planci (crown-of-thorns starfish)
Lineage: Eukaryota; Metazoa; Echinodermata; Asteroidea; Valvatida; Acanthasteridae
Cellular component (GO): nucleosome
Molecular function (GO): protein heterodimerization activity; structural constituent of chromatin; DNA binding
Source: RefSeq, a predicted model, not a curated record